This is a messenger RNA of Sinocyclocheilus anshuiensis, 7934 nucleotides long. Its product is annotated as immunoglobulin superfamily member 10-like. NCBI's taxonomy places the organism in Eukaryota, Metazoa, Chordata, Actinopteri, Cypriniformes, Cyprinidae. Gene Ontology annotation, molecular function: protein binding. Bases 259 to 7737 code for a protein of 2492 amino acids. The transcript is spliced from 7 exons. The record is from RefSeq and is a predicted model, not a curated record.
AUGAGCCUUUGAAAAAGAAACCUGUUUUGCUCUGCUUUUAUAGUCAGAUGUUUUUUUACUUGCUGCUAUUUAGUUCUGUUGCGUUUAUGAAGUCUGAAAACCUGGUGAUCAUUUAAAAAAGGAUGCUGUGCAAUUCUAGUGUAUUCUAUGUGAAGCUGAUCUAAGUGAGAAAUGAAGGCUCGAAAGGCAGCCAUUCACAAGAACAUCAAGCGCUAGAGGGACGUGAAGGCUUCAGAAGUGCGUGAUCUCACGGGCAUCAUGGGCUCUUCGUGCUUCGGGCUGAUGCUGAUUCUGAUGCUGCUGGUCAGUUUUCGGGGCUCCGGCAGUGUUUGUCCGCGGUUGUGCGCCUGCUCUGUUCCCGCUGAAGUGCACUGCACCUUCCGUGCGCUCGGGGCCGUUCCCGCAGGCAUCUCCAAACAAGUCCAGCGCAUCAACUUUGGGUUUAACACUAUAAAUCACAUCACAGACGUCUCCUUUGCUGGUCUUCGAAAACUAGAGCUGCUCAUGAUGCACGGCAACAACGUGCAGAAAAUACCAGAUGCUGCUCUUCAGGAUCUUGUUUCUUUACAGGUUUUAAAAAUGAGCUACAACAAACUGAGAGUCAUUACCGGUCACACCUUCUCUGGUUUGACGGCCCUGAUUAGACUACAUCUGGACCACAACCGCAUCGAGUUCAUCCACCCGGACGCGUUCAGUGGGCUUACCUCACUGCGUCUGCUCCAUCUAGAGGCCAACAAUCUGCAAAAGCUCCAUCCUGCUACUUUCAGCACGUUCUCGCUGCUGCGGCGUUUCCACGUCUCCACCCUGAAGCAUCUGUACCUCUCUGAAAACCUCCUCAGCUCGCUGCCCAGAAACAUGCUGGAGAGCAUGCCGCAGCUGGAGAACCUCUUCUUAUACGCAAACCCGUGGAGCUGUGACUGCCGGAUGAGCUGGUUACAGGACUGGAGCGUGCGAAAUUCAGGGGUGAUGAAAUGCAAAAAGGACAGAUCGUUUUCCAGCGGUCAGCUCUGUCCACUAUGUGCAUCUCCAAAACACCUUAAAGGACAAGAAAUCUCAGAUCUCAAAGAGUUUGUCUGCUUUGGACCAGCUAUCAGCUCUCCAGGAAAGAAUGUCUCACACGAGGAUAACAUGAGUGAACUCCUGCCCAUCGACAGGAUCAAACCACCGUUUGGAAACAUCUCCCUUGGUUUAUCCGACGAGCAUGGGACUAAAGUGGACUUGAUCUGCCAAAUACUUGAACCAAGAGAUUCCACUAAAAUCAGUUGGAAUUAUACAAAAUCUCUGGAGAUCGCUGCUAACGUGACUCUUUUCUUUGACCUGGAAUGUCCUGUGGACAGAGACAACUAUGAAAGCUUUUGGAGGCUUCUUGCGUACUACAGUGAAGUGUCUGUGCAUCUACGAAGAGAAAUCAUGCUAAGCAGAGAGCCGGAGCUGAGCUACAGAUACAGACAGGACAUUGAAAAGGAUGCUUACUUUUAUACUGGUGUCCGAGCCAGUGUUUUAGCCCAUCCAUCAUGGCUCAUGCAGUCUUUCAUGAACAUCAAGUUAAACAGGCCUUAUUCCUCCUCCAAGAGUGUGAGACUCAUUCUUAACACUCAUUUGACUACCACUACAGACAAGGAGCCCAUCAGAUCUUGGGUCAUGAUUGAGCAUGACAAUAAAACCCAGACGAGCUUCAGUUCUGUUGUGGGUGGUACGGUUGAAAUGGGCUGCCGUGUGCAAAGCUCUGGAAACGCAGCCGUUCGAUGGAUGGCGCCCGACGGGUCGCAGAUUAAAGCUGCGUUCAGCUCGACCGACAGAGUGACCGUUUCUAGCAGUGGCAAACUUCAUAUUAAAUCUGUCGAGCACAGAGACUCUGGAGUUUAUUAUUGCGUUGCUGAGGUUGCAAGAGAUAUCGAUGUUCUGCCUUUCCGUUUAUCCGUUAUAGAGUCCUCAACCCCGCUUCCAGGUGAAGAAUUUGGAAACGCUUUAACAAAGUUUGUUGGCGAGUCUGCAUCUUUGCCCUGUCUUACUACGGCAACUCCAGACGCUGUGGUGAAUUGGAUAUUUCCAGAUGGCAGUGUACUGAAUGCCAAAGCCAAUACAUCCAGGGCUUUAGUCUUUUCCAACGGGACUUUGUUCAUUCCGUAUAGUCAGCUUAACAAUAAUGGAUAUCACAAAUGUGUCGCUAUGAACCAGCAUGGUGUGGAUGUACUGGCCACUAAACUAACUGUUAUGAGGCGGAAAGGAAUCCAACCUCUCCGACAGUAUCCCAUCAGACCGCAGUCUGCCGCGGGAGUGUCCACUAAGGUAAAAGCCUAUUUGGAGGAUGCGGAAGAAGCUUCUGGAGAUGAAACUCAAGAAAGAAUAGUACCAAACAGAAGCUUUAUUAAUCGAAGGAGGGGUCCAAAUGCAAGAACACAAGGACGUUCUUUUGGCAACAUCCGCCGUAGGCAGCCCAAUAGAAAGGGCAUGCAUGGACAACCAAACAGAACUGGCUUAACAAACCAAAGAACUGUUAAUACCAGGAACAAAAUAUAUCCUCAGAAAUGGGCUGUUCUUUUGGCCAAAAUCCGUGAGAAAACCUCUCCAAAGAACUCAUCAAUUAACAUUGUCCAGCAUGGCACAGCAGAGAAAAGUCUACAGAUGAUGAAUGUAGAUCAUCCAGGGUCGAUUGACAACAUUGAGAGUUCUUCUGGUGACUCCAGUCCACAGGAAGAAUCAAACACUUUCAGCACUCCACACCAAACGGAUAUUUACCACACGCGUGCAAUUACACCUCAUAUUGAGGCGCAAAAUAAUAACAUGUACCUAACGGCUCCUCCAGAAUUACAAACUAGCUCAGAGGAGGUGCCUUACAUCUCAAAUCCCACAUCUGGACCCCAUUAUGUUAUGACAGAGGUGAACGUUGUAGAAAGAGGGCAUGUGAGCACCAUAAGUGCUGAAAAUAACCAAGUAUAUUCCCGGUCUGUCAUCAAACCGGAGUCUGUGAAAGAAAAUGAGCUUAAAUUCCCCGGAAAGACCGGCGUCCAGUCACAGAUUGGGGGUUUUGUUUCUGGAAACCCUGACAGCACUGCGUUUGCAACCACAUCAACCGGCAGCAUUAGCCCACCAAGUUCAGCGCGGUCGAGAGCAAAAGAUCACUGGAGCUCCAGGCGCAGAUUUGAAAGUAGACGACGAAUAAAAUUAAGACGGCCGUUCUCAAAGCUUCCUACAAGAAGACCAUGGUCAACAUCUACAGGUGUAGGAGUUCAUGGUCAAACUGUAACUUUGAAAGCUGAUCCCACAAACCCAGGUGAAGAUGCAAUGAUCCAUCCAGCUACUACAACUACUGCUCACGUUUACUCCAGAACCACAUCUAGAGGCAGAUUGAGCCAUUCAACUUCUACAAACACUGCUCUCAUUUAUUCCUCAAAUCCAGCUGAAAGCAUGUCAGUCCAAUCAACUAUCCCAGAAACCACUCACAUUUACUCCACAACUUUAGCUGGAAGCACGUCUGAAUAUCUGACUACUACUCCCAUUUAUCCUACUGUGCCGAGGGAAUUACCGAAUGCCGUCAAUGAGGAAGAUACCAUCUCCCUCCCGGAUGACUCAGAAAUCCCCAAAGUGAAGGCAAACAAUUUCCUACAAGUUCAAGGGGUGACAAACUCCAGAAGCCCCUCCACGUCUCACCCCACGAGCACAACAUCAGGGCUUGAAAAUGAAGACAUCCCUUCUUUUGAGCAGGAAGAGGACGGAAGCAUUGCAUCUGCAGAGGAGAUGGAUGAGUACUUGGUUCCCACGAGUGUAGAUCCAACAUCUCAACCUGGCGUCGAAACCGUCCCACUGACAGCUGCUCGGCAGGAGUUCACAGGCACACUUUCAACAGUGUUUCCAAAGGCCAACAAAGAGAUUCAUCCAACAGAGAUCAGCUUUACUUUGGACACAGAUGGGCUGGAAGUCUUCCACUUACCUGAAUCACACUUUAGCAAUGUUCAAAGAGAGAACGAUACGUUGGAAGUAAGUUCUAGAGUAGAAUCUGUAGUCACCUCCAUGCCACAACCCCAAGACUACCCACUUUCACAACCAAAUGAAAGCUUUAAAGAAGAAGAAUUGAUUCGCAACCAGUUAUCUCUUCCCUCAACACCAGAGACACUUAAACAAUCCAUAAUAUCUUUAGGGACACAAACCAAGUCUUUACCCACAAGUUCACCACCUCAAACCAAUGAGAUUUACUUCCUACAACCAAACUCUGUUUCUAAGCAAGACCAAAGGGAAAGGAUAGUCCAGGAACUUGAUGAACCUUUGAUUGUUCCUUCAACAUCACUGAAUACUUUUCCUACAAUUACAUUUCCAGUAACUACAGCCAUAAUUCCCAUUACGACCCAACUCAUUGGAACAACAACACCAUCUACUACACCGUCGACAGCUGCUACUACUACACCUGCUCUAAAGUUAACACCCAGUUAUCCCUUACCAGACAAUAGAAUCCCAUUUUACUCAAGGAAUCCUGGAACGAACUACAUUGAUUCCAGGCACAGGGGAAGAUUUCCCAGCACUAACCACAGGUAUCCGUACUAUAACAGUAGAAAUCCCUCUGGUAAUAUUAGACCUAAUAUUAUCAGAACCCCUUCCGUCACCACCUCACCUGUGGAAUUAAACUCUCUCAACAACGUCAGAUCAACUACAACACCUAAGAUAUUGACUGCUCAAUCUGCCACCUCGAGUCGCACAACUGCGUCGAGCACCACGCAGCCAAACAGCCAAAGUCAGAUCGAUGAACCAGUCAACGGACAAUCGAGUGCAGUUCUGCUUUCUCAAGGACCACAAACUCUUCCUACCCUCCAAAUGAGACCCAGGAUCACUGCUGCCAAACUCCACACAGUCACUGUGAAUGCUGGGACAGAUGUGCAGUUACCAUGUGAUUCUGUGGGGGAGCCGAAACCCCUCCUGACCUGGACCAAAGUCUCCACAGGAGCCGUCAUGUCAGCCAAUACCAGAGUCCAGCGGUUUGAGGUACAGUCCAACGGCACUUUUGUCAUCCACAACAUUCAGCUUCAGGACCGCGGGCAGUAUCUGUGCAGCGCUCGCAAUCCACACGGCAUUGAUAAGCUGAUGGUGACCCUUGUGGUGUUGGCCCACGCGCCCAAGAUGAUGCUUCCACGUCAUAAAGACAUGACGGUGUAUCUCGGAAACAGUGCACUCUUGGAAUGCCAAGCACAAGGCCUCCCCAUCCCAAACAUCAGCUGGGUGCUUCCGGAUCGAUCGGUGGUGCGAGCAGUUAGUAACAGAGAACAGAAGGUCGUGCUCUUCACCAAUGGAACGCUUCAAGUCAAAAACACCAAUUACCUGGACAAAGGCAUCUACAAAUGCAUAGCGAGCAACGCCGCUGGAGCCGACAUGCUUUCCGUGAGGCUUCAAAUCGCAGCCUUGCCUCCCACAAUCCAAGAGCAGCUCUGGGAGAACCACACCAUCUCUGAUGGCCAAUCAGCGUUCAUGCACUGCACCGCUAAAGGCGCGCCCGGUCCGGCCGUCCGAUGGGUCACGUUCACCGGCGCACAGCUUCGCCCUUCACAGUUCGUCAAUGGCAAUUUGUUCGUUUUCCCCAACGGGACGCUGUUUAUUCGUAAACCUACAGAGAAGGAUGCUGGGAAUUAUCAAUGCGUGGCUGUGAAUUCGGUGGGAGUUGCUAAAAGGACUGUGAAUCUGCAGGUGCAGAGGCACUCCACUACCGCCAGAAUCAUGUCCACUUCUGCACACAGUACUGAUGUCCGCUACGGAGGCCAGUUGAGUCUCAACUGUUCGGCCACUGGAAGCCCCAAUCCCAGGAUCAUCUGGAGGACGCCGUCUAAAAAACUGGUUGAUGCAUAUUACAGCUUUGAUCGCAGAAUGAAAGUGUUCGGCAACGGCACGCUCACCAUCACGUCAGUGACCGAGAAGGAUGAGGGCGACUAUCUCUGUGUGGCCAGAAACAAAAUGGGCGAUGACUACGUUCUCCUUAAAGUCAACGUGAUGAUGAAAGCGGCUAAAAUCGACCACAAGUCACUGAGCGAUCACGAGGUGUUGUACGGAGGAGAGCUGAAAGUGGACUGCGUCGCUUCAGGUCUUCCCAACCCAGAAAUCACGUGGAGUCUUCCGGACGGUACCAUGGUAAACGGCAUCCCACAAUCUGAUCACAGCUGGGUCCGCACCAAGAGAUACGUGAUGUUUGAUAAUGGUACUCUGUAUUUAAACAAAGUCGGAAUGAAGGAGGAAGGCGACUACACGUGCUACGCCGAGAAUCGGAUUGGGAAAGAUGAAAUGAAGGUUCAUAUCAAGGUGGUGGCGGAUGCACCGAUCAUCCAAAACAACGUUUACAGUGUCGUCAAAGUUCGUUUUGGGGAAACAGCCGUCCUCAAUUGCAGCGCCAAAGGAGAACCGACUCCCACCAUCACAUGGACGUCUCCGGCUCAUCGCGCCAUAGUGCCAUUAUCCAACAAGUACCAGAUCGCCAACAAUGCCACUUUGCACAUUCAAAAAAUCCAAAGGUUUGAUUCCGGAAAUUAUACUUGCUCGGCCAGGAACAUUGCGGGAACUGACAAGAAAGUCGUCCACGUUGAAGUCCUUGUGUCAACGCCGGUCAUCAAUGGAUUCGAGAGUUCAGAGAUUGUCCGUAAAACUGUCGUGAAGGAUCAGCGUGUGCUUUUAGACUGCAGAGCAAACGGAAACCCUGUUCCAAGGAUCAUGUGGGUGUUUCCCAAUAACAUCGUGCUUCCUGCGCCGUACUAUGGCUUGAGGAUUACGGUCCAUCGCAACGGCACGCUGGACAUUCACUCUGUGCGGAUAAGCGAUUCCGUCGCGCUUCUUUGCAUCGCACGCAAUGAAGGAGGAGAAGCCAAACUCCAGGUUCAACUUGAGGUGACCGAAGGUGUUGAAAAGCCACGGUUGAGAAGUUCGCCUACGGAGUCCGUCCAACUCACCAAUGGGAUAUUAAGUCUAAACUGUUCCAUAGAAGGAAAACCAACGCCAGAGAUCACUUGGAUUCUCCCCAAUGGGACGUCUCUUCUUAGGGGAACCAGUGUUUUCCAUUUCCAUCAUCGACUUGAUGGGACGUUGGUCAUUAAAGACCCGUCGAUUUCAGAGGUUGGAUGGUAUCGCUGCAUUGGGCGCAACAGCGCCGGAUAUGUAGAGCGAACCGUGACGUUGGAGUCCAACAGAAAACCAGAAAUCACUAACAAGUACAGCUCACUCGUCAGCAUCAUAAACGGCGAGAAUCUGCAUCUCAACUGUUUGUCCGGUGCUCACCCGUUGCCCAGACUUACCUGGACUCUACCAAACGGAGUCGUCCUAACCAGGCCGCAGACAACCGGACGCUAUUCGGUCCUAAACAACGGCACUCUAACUGUCCAGAGGACAUCUGUUUACGACAGGGGGAUGUACCUCUGCCAAACUACUAAUGAACAUGGAUCGUCCAGCCUGAUGGUUUCGGUGAUAGUAAUUGCGUAUCCGCCGCGUAUAACCAAAGGGCCAGCGCCGGUGACUUACGCUAGUCCGGGAGUGGCGGUUCAGUUAAACUGCGUUCCUCUCGCUACACCUAAAGCCGAGGUGGUUUGGGAAAUGCCUGACGGUCUUCAGCUGAAGGUUGGCGUCCAGCCGCGUCUUUAUGGAAACAAGUAUCUCCAUCCGCAAGGUUCACUGGUCAUUCAGAACCCUUCCAGCAGAGACAAUGGCGUUUAUAAGUGCACCGCCAAAAAUGUGGUCGGUAGCGACAGCAGAUCAACUUACGUGUAUGUGUUUUGAUGCAAACUCACUUUACGGACAAGCCCGAAGAACUGCGUUAGACUGUCCAUACAAAAAUAUGAACACUUUCUACUGACUCUUGUAAAUAUGAAAGCGUGAUAUUUUAAUCCACUUCAAAUGAAGCUACUCUGGAGACUCGUUAACGGACAUCAUUAAUGCUCUUGGGAAGUAAACCGAUAAUCAGGCCCACAUGGAAU